AUGGCACAUGCAGUGAACGAUCAGAGUCUGAAUUAUCUCAGCUGUCCUGUAUGUUUGGAGUUACUGAAAGAUCCAGUAACUAUUCCCUGCGGCCACAGCUACUGCAUGAGCUGCAUCAAAAACUGCUGGGAUCAAGAAAACUCGCAGAAAAAGCCAUGCAGCUGCCCGCAGUGCAGGGAAGAGUUCAGCUGCAGACCUGCAGUGAAGAAAUGCACGGCUCUGGCUGAUGCAGUCAGCAAUAUGAAAACGCAUGCACACACUCGUAUGAGUCUGGAUUCCACUGCAGUCUUGGACGAAUACUGUGAUUUUUGCACGCCGGGGAAGCAGAAAGCCGUACAGACAUGUUUGACGUGCUUGGCGUCCUACUGCGAGACGCACGUGAAAGAUCACUACGAGUUCCGCGCGCUGCAUCGACACACUCUGGUGCGGCCCUCCUCACACCUGCAGCAGAAAAUAUGCAAAAGUCAUAAUAAACUGCUCGAGGUGUAUUGUGUGGAUGAUAAGUGUUGCCUCUGUAUGCUGUGUAUGAUGGACAGUCAUAGCGGCCAUCAAACCACUUCUGCUGUCAAUGCGUGGAGAACACAAAAGAUGAUUUGUAUGGUGUUCUCCCCAUGUCUUGAGCUUAAUAUGAAGAGUGACACGGUGACCCUUGGUAUCUUUAAGGACCGUAAAUAUGCCAUUUGUCCUGUCGAUGCACCGACUUGCCACACUCGAACCCUUCCUGAGGAGAUUGCUGGUGUGAACUCCGCACAGGCCGUGGUGGACUAUAAUGACAAGUUUGUCAUCACCAUAACGGAGGCCUUUGGAGACAUGUUGUCUAAAGUAAAUGAGCUAGUCAGACGACAAGAGAAGACUGAGCUGAGACGAGCCACAGAUCUUCAGAAACAUGUGGAGCUUAAGCUCGCUGCUAUGAAGAAGAGGGAUGCUGAACUCAAUGAGCUUGGGAGCACAGAUGACCACAUUUAUUUUCUCCAGAAGUUUCAGUCUUUGAGCUCCUCCGAGUUUGCCAGCUCCGGAUUUGUGAAAGAUGAUUCCUCAUUUGCGUUGCUCGGUGUUGAGUCUACUUUAUCUGAGCAGAAGAAACAGCUGGAGGAAGUCUUUCAGAAGAAUAUUCAGAUGUUUUCAGAGACUGCCAAGAAAGUGAAGAUCGUGCUUCCAGCAGAACCCAAGCUCCGAGUGGACUUCAGAGAAUAUGCCCGCAAGUUGAAAUUACACACCGAUUCUGCUCACCACUGCCUCAAGUUAUUGCAAGACAACCAAAAAGCGGAACGAGGCGACUGGGACGUCUCUUCACGUGCGGAUCAUCCGGAGAGAUUCACUUAUUGGUGCCAGAUUCUGUGUGUGGAGAGGGUUGAAGGUCGCAGUUACUGGGAGGCAGACUGGAGUGGUACAGCUGUCCAUUUUGCAGUGUCUUACAGCAGCAUAUUCAGGAAAAGCAUUGGUAAUUAUGGUAGGUUUGGCUACAACUGGCAGUCUUGGUGUUUGGCCUGCAGCAAAUACGUAUGCCAUUUUAUUCACAAUGGCAUUAAAACCAGCAUCACUCCUCCACAAUCUGCAAAGAUUGGAGUUUAUCUGGAUGAGAAGGCAGGCACACUGAGUUUCUAUAGUGUUUUGCAGAAUGAUACGAUGAUGCUGUUGCAUAGAGUACAUGAUUUAUUCAUUGCGCCGCUCUAUGCAGGGUUUACACUUGAGGGUCAUUCAUCGGUCACACUGUGUUCUUGA
Xyrauchen texanus (razorback sucker) is the source of this 1722-nucleotide messenger RNA. RefSeq names its product tripartite motif-containing protein 16-like. The transcript has 7 exons. Gene Ontology annotation, molecular function: zinc ion binding. NCBI's taxonomy places the organism in Eukaryota, Metazoa, Chordata, Actinopteri, Cypriniformes, Catostomidae. Bases 1 to 1722 code for a protein of 573 amino acids. The record is from RefSeq and is a predicted model, not a curated record.